Messenger RNA from Abrus precatorius (Indian licorice), 1818 nucleotides. RefSeq names its product transcription factor EGL1-like. The record is from RefSeq and is a predicted model, not a curated record. Gene Ontology annotation, molecular function: protein dimerization activity. The transcript has 8 exons. Bases 1 to 1818 code for a protein of 605 amino acids. Lineage: Eukaryota; Viridiplantae; Streptophyta; Magnoliopsida; Fabales; Fabaceae.
AUGCUGGCAGAGAACCUAAAGAAACAACUUGCUUUAGCAGUGAAAAGCAUUAACUGGAACUAUGCAAUCUUCUGGUCUAACACAGAUACACAACCACGGGUCUUGAGAUGGGGAGAAGGGUAUUACAAUGGAGGCAUUAAGAUCAAAAGGACAAAUGAAACAAUGGAUGUCAAUUCUGACCAAAUAGGCUUGCAGAGGAGUGAGCAGCUUCGAAAGCUAUAUGCAUCUCUCAAAAGUGCAGAAGUCAACUCACAAACGCAAAGACCUUCUGCUGUAAUAUCCCCUGAAGAUCUCACAGAUGCCGAGUGGUUUUACUUGGUUUGCAUGUCCUUUGAAUUCAACAUUGGCCAAGGAUUACCAGGAAGAGCUUUAGCAAAUGGCAAACCGAUUUGGCUGUGCAAUGCCCUUUCUGCUGAUAGUAGAGUUUUUAGUCGUUCUCUCUUUGCAAAGAGUGCAUCCAUUCAGACAGUGGUGUGCUUUCCUUUUCUGGAAGGGGUCAUGGAGCUAGGCACAAUUGAUUUUGUCUCAGAAGACCACAGUCUCAUUCAAUGGAUCAGAAGUUCUUUCUUGGAUAUUCUAGAUACCAGUGUUCCUGAAAGGUCGGGAGCUACUUUCAGUGCAAGAAAUGACGAAGGUUUUGCUUGUGUAGCAUUCAAUCGUAAUGCAUUACAAGCCAAUCGACCAGCACAAACAUUCACUGCUAAAGGGACAAUUGGUGGUGGCGCUUCUCAAGUGCAAAGCUGGCAAGUUUUGGGUGAUGAAUUGAGCAACUGUGGCCAAAACUCCAUGAGUUCUAGUGGCUCUAUAUCUCAAGCUUUUGACAAUCCUGACAAGAUUACUUUUGUUACCAAGAGUGAAAAUCCAACCAGCUACUGUGCAGAAGACCUUCAAGAAAGCAAUGGCCCAAAAACAACUUCAGUGGAUCUUCCCAGUGAUGAUCAACAUUAUCAGAGACUUCUUUCAGCCCUUCUAAAACACUCAGACCAGUUAAAUAUGGGGUUGCAUUUUCAAAAUGUUCACAGGGAAUCAAGCUUUGUCAUUUGGAACAGACAAGGAUCAAUGGAUUGUCAAAGACCAAGAAGAGGAAUACCACAGAAAUUAUUGAAGAAGGCAUUGUUUGAAGUUCCUAGGAUGCACGUGGAUUGGCUACUUGAGGCUCAAGAAGAGAGAGAUUAUAGAGAGGGAAUGAGACCGGAGGUAGAUGAAAUUGGCAUGAACCACGUCCUUUCAGAAAGAAAGAGAAGAGCAGAACUAAAUGAAAGGUUUUCAACUCUUAGAUCAAUGGUCCCUUCAACUACUAAGGAUGACAAAAUUUCAAUACUAGAUGAUGCCAUAAAUUACCUAAGAAAGCUUGAGAAAAAGGUAAGGGAGUUGGAAGCUCAAAGGGUGCUAAUAGAUUUAGAAGCUAGAACUAAAAGAACACCACAAGAUAUGGUGGAAAGGACUUCUGAUAAUUACUGUAACAACAAAUUUGAUAGUAAAAAGAAGUCAGUGGUAAACAAGAGGAAGGCUUCUGACAUUGAUGAGAAAAGGCGAGGGAUCAGUUCAAAAGCUCUUAAAAAAGCUUCAGCUAGUAAUGUUACUAUCUGCAUGAGAGACAAUGAAAUUCUGAUUGAAAUGAAUUGCCUUUGGAGAGAAAGAGUGUUGUUGAAAAUUAUGGAAGCAAUCAAUAGCCUUUGUUUAGAUUGUCAUUCGGUUCAAUCAUCAGAAGCUGAUGGGAAUCUUAAUCUGACCAUUAAAUCUAAGUUUAGAGGACCAAAUGUUGCAUCAGCAAAAAGGAUCAAACACACACUCCAAAAAGCGGCUUUGAAAUGUUGA